This is a messenger RNA of Colius striatus (speckled mousebird), 3256 nucleotides long. RefSeq names its product adaptor related protein complex 1 associated regulatory protein (gene AP1AR). Gene Ontology annotation, molecular function: AP-1 adaptor complex binding. Gene Ontology annotation, biological process: negative regulation of cell motility; regulation of Arp2/3 complex-mediated actin nucleation; negative regulation of substrate adhesion-dependent cell spreading. The transcript is spliced from 10 exons. The record is from RefSeq and is a predicted model, not a curated record. NCBI's taxonomy places the organism in Eukaryota, Metazoa, Chordata, Aves, Coliiformes, Coliidae. Bases 227 to 1132 code for a protein of 301 amino acids.
CGCCAGCGCUCGGGGCAUGCGGCGUCGGCCUCUGCGCAGCGGCCGCGGCUAUGAGGCUGUCGGCGAGGAGCCUCCGCCCGCCGCCUGGCCCUUUGUUUCCUAGGGGCAGCGUCUGCCUUUCCUCUCCGCCCUCCUCUCUUUACUCGCCGCCCUUGAUGGCAGGGGCGGUCUGAACCCGCCUGAAGGGUGGAGGAGGAGGAGCUGCUGCCCCGCUGCCCAGGAUGCGAUGGGGAACUGCUGGGCGCAGUGGUGCUGCGGGCACUUCUUCCGGAGGGAAGCCAGCCGGCUUCAGCGAGGCGGAGGAUCAAAGUAUUUUAGAACAUGUUCAACAGGAGAACACUUCACUAUAGAGUUUGAGAACCUCGUGGAAAGUGAUGAGGGGGAAAGCCCAGGAAGCAGUCACAGACCUCUGACUGAGGAAGAAAUUGCUGACUUGAAAGACAGACAUUAUGACUCCAUCGCUGAAAAGCAGAGAGUUGUUGAUAUGAAACUUCAGUCAGAGUUAGCCUUACAAGAGGAGAAGUUAAGAAUAGAAGAGGAGGCUUUAUAUGCUGCACAACGUGAAGCAGCCAGGGCAGCAAAGCAGAAAAAGCUCUUGGAGCAACGUAGACAGCAAAGGAUAGCGCAGAGGGCUCAUGUUGUUAAUAAUGGAGAACAUCAGAGCUCUGUGGCAGAGGAAGACCUUGAUUUUUUCUUAAGAAAUACAAAAUUCCAGUAUGAAGCUUUUCGAAGUAGUAGACUUUCUUCUGAAGCCACAGUGCUGACACCCAACACAGAGAGCAGUUGCGACUUAAUGACCAAAACAAAGUCGACGAGUGGAAAUGAUGACAGCACUUCAUUGGAUUUAGAGUGGGAAGAUGAAGAAGGCAUGAACAGGAUGAUUCCAAUGAGAGAACGCUCCAAAACAGAAGAAGAUAUACUCCGGGCGGCACUGAAAUUUAAUAGCAAGAAGACAGGAAGUCAUCCAGCUUCAGCCUCUGAUGAUUCUAAUGGACUGGAGUGGGAGAAUGACUUUGUCAGCGCCGAAAUGGAUGAUAACGGCAAUUCAGAAUAUGCGGGAUUUGUAAACCCUGUACUAGAUUUGUCUGUGUCAGAUGUAAGGACAUCUGAUUCUGAUCACCAAGACAGAUAGUGAAACUGCCUGGCCCUUGUUUAUGACCAAAUGUUGAAAAGUGAAAUAGAAUGUACAAAACCAAUUUGUUCUUUUAUAACAUGGUUCCCUUUUUUCUUAUAACUGGAUCAGCAAGGAAUGGGAAUGACUUGCUAUCUGAAUUAAUUCAGAACUAAGUGCAAUUUUAUCAUCUACCUUUUAAACUUUUAUGAGAACUGGGAUGAUUCUAUUGUGUAUAUUUCUGGAUACCUGGAUUUAAUAUAAAAUUGUCUGCACUAAUUUAAGCUUCAUAGCUUGACAUAUCUAUAUUUUAACUAGCCUUUUUUUCUGGGUGAUGUUUCUACUGAUUUUGUUUUUAAAAUUCAUCAUUGGCUUAACAUUUAUCUCAGAAACAGUCUUAUAUAGUUUAUCUAAUACUUGAAUAUAGAAAAAUAAUUUUAAAAAUAAUUAUUUCCAAUAUGUGCUUUUUGACUUGUUCUUUAGCUAUUUAGAGGGUGUAUUUAGCCAGUUGCAAAACAGAUUUCACACAUGGUAAAUUGCAUUUUUCCUGGUCUAGCUUCUAGUCUUCCUGGCCUUGUGUUGUCCUCUUUCCAUUUUUUUUUAAUUACUUUAUGCUAAGCACAUAGUGCUAAGCACAUAACCUCAAUAAAUGUAGUAUAAAUCACCAGGUUAAGGUAAGAUCCUAUGUUGUAUAAUAUGUCAGACUUAGUAAGCGUGUGCUAGAUUAGAGUAACAACUAUAAAAAUACUUUGUGUGUCAAACUGGAAAUUUUUAACCAGUAUCUAGUGGAGAACGGGGAGGACCAAAGUCUUGAUUUCUCCACCAACCCCAAACAGACCAACAUCUGUUAUUUCCAUGAUCCUUACAACUAUUUUGUUGUCGACUGGAACAAUGAUUGAGAAGGAUUGUUCCCUGAGCAAACUGGGGCUUAUUGCUCUGCUGUUGGGGUGGGGAGAACAAGAACCUAAAGACUGAAUUCUUAUAGCUGCAUUUUAUAAAGAAAAACAAGAAGUUCCAGUUACAAAAUACUGUAUUUAAGUGCUCUAGCUUUCCCGUGCCUCUAAACUGGGUGGCUAAUGCUGCUGCUAUGGACUGAAAUUCAAGGAGGUGUUCAGUUACUGCAAAUCUGGUGUAAUGUUUCCUGUGGUCUCCCCUGGGAUUUGAUGUGUUUUACUUACCAAAAAAACCCCAAAUAAACGAUUCACUAAAGAGAAAGGGCAAAGCGCUUGUAGAUCUCAAGCUUUUCCCAAAGUUUCAGUAAAGCCAUUCUCCUCUACUGUUACUUUGUGUAGCUGUCUUGUUUUUCCCUGAAAAAAAGGGGGACAGGGUGUAACUUCACCAGUGUGGAGUAAAAGCAACAUCCUAUUUUAAGCAGUCAGUCUGCAUCGUCAUCAGAACUGAAUUUGUUAGUGCAAAUUGUGUCCCUUUUUUAGAUCUAAACCUAUAGAUAAUGUUAGGGGCACUCCAGCAUGGCCCUCUUCAAGAUAACAUGAACAAAAAUACUGCACACUUGGAUUAAAUUGGUACAAAUAGCAACACUAAUAAACAGAGAACAUAAUUUUGAUAACAUUCCAUUUAUUAAUUUAAAUUGUAGCUAUGUCAUUGAAAAUAUUUUAAUGUAAUUAUCUACUAUUGCAAGGCCUGUAAUAAGCUUUAAAAAUUUGUACACAUCAGAUGUAUAUUUUUUGGUUUGGCAUAGGCUACUACUGUGUAACUUCUCCUGAAUGUUUAUUUGUAUAAUAUAUUCCUAUGGAAAUGAAGGCAACUUUCUCAACAUGUAAAUAACACCUUUUUUUACCUGAUGAAACUGUAACUUAACCCUGCAGUGGUCACUGACUAGGAAACGUGAGGUUAAGUUGUUCUGACUAAACUAGCUGAUAGUCCUGCAAGCAUUUAGGAAAAAGGAAUCUGGCUCCAGCUGAAGGCUUUUACUGUGGUGGGCAUGUUUUGUAGCCAUGUUUAACAGCAUUCCACUUUUCAGAAUUCUGUGCAGCACAUGGACGGACUUCGGAAAUUAUGGUUACUAUCUGUGGAAACUUAAGAAAUGGAAAGACGAUAUAAACAACUUGUGAAAUGAUUCAACAGUCCUGUAAAAUGUGUAUCUGUACAAAUUUUAGAAGUCAUUAAAAUUUUCAGUCAGUCUUA